AUGGCGCAACAGCGAGGGCACGCGAUGGGCGACUCCCUCAAGACGGCGCACUCAGUGAGCCUAAAGGUUCUGCGCGUAUCGCAGAUCCUGAAGUUCGCAAUUACUGAUGGUGUCCCCAGGCUAUCCCGCCCUUCUCUUGCGACACAAUAUCCUCUCCCAAACUCCAAGAGCCUGGGCAUAUCGCCCAGAGCUUCGCUCGCGUACCCGUCACAAAAUGAUGCAAACGAUCAGUUCAUCCUCAGCCCAGCGCUGAACCUCCCUGAGGCGUUUGGUAGUGCCUACGUUGGCGAGACAUUCUCCUGUACGCUAUGCGCGAAUAACGAACUCGAUCCAUCGGACAAUGCAAAAGCAAUAAGCGGUGUGCGGAUUCAAGGCGACAUGCAGACGCCUUCCAACCCUACAGGCUCACCGCUAGACCUUUCUGGCUUGUCAGGAGAAGAUGAUGGUGUCUCCCCCGGCCCAGGCGAAUCCCUACAGCGCAUCCUAAGGUUCGAGCUCAAGGAAGAUGGGAAUCAUGUCUUGGCAGUGACGGUCACAUACAUGGAGACAGCUCUAGGAGAAGGAAAAGCGGCUAGUGGCAGAGUCAGGACUUUUCGCAAACUCUACCAAUUCGUGGCGCAGCAGCUACUCAGUGUUAGGACGAAAGCGGGAGAAAUGGGCCACCGGAAUGGAUCUUCUAGAUACCUUCUAGAGGCGCAGUUGGAAAAUAUGGGGGAAGCCGCAGUGUGUUUAGAGACCGUCAAUGUGAACCCGAAACCACCUCUCAGAUCUAGGUCGCUGAAUUGGGACAUGCAAUCCGCUGGGCUCAAUGCGCCGAUACUGAGCCCGCGUGAUGUGGUGCAGGUAGCGUUCCUGCUGGAGCACCAGGCUGGCGACGAUGACGACAUGCCGGAUUCUGUAACGGAAGAUAACAAAAGAGUCUUGGGACAGCUUGCGAUUCAGUGGCGGAGUGCGCUGGGGGACAGGGGCUCCCUCAGCACUGGAUGGCUUACAGCCCGGCGCUGA
Molecule: messenger RNA, 1005 nt
Organism: Pyrenophora tritici-repentis Pt-1C-BFP
Lineage: Eukaryota; Fungi; Ascomycota; Dothideomycetes; Pleosporales; Pleosporaceae
Source: RefSeq, a predicted model, not a curated record